ACCGAAUUGUAUACUCAAGUACGUAUUUACGGACGUAUAAUUAAAAGCUUGAACAACAACACAUGAUUAUGUCUGCUUCUCUUCUUCUCCUUCGAAACCUCUUCUCCUUCUCCCUCUCAGCAAACACAAUACUUACAAAACCCUAUUUCGCUAUUUCAAUCAAAGCCAUGGAAGCUCAGAACGAUCUCCCAGUAACCAAUCUAGAUUACCCAAAACCUAUUUUCGCUCCGCCGCCUCCGAUCUCAAAAGACAUUGAACUCAAAAGAGCCAUAGAAGCUUCGUCGAAAUCGAGUCUCUUCAAUCUCACAAGAGAUGAUGUACUAUACGAAGACGAAUAUCUCAUGGCCGUAAAUAAACCAAAAGGCAUCUACUGCGAAUCUGUUCUUUCCUCUGCUCCUAACAUUAUCAUCGAUUCUAUAACGAAUGAGUUUCAUCUCGCGAAUAGAUUAGACCGUGACACUAGCGGCGUGAUGCUCAUAACUAAGUCUCACAAAGUCGCUGCGAAGCUCGUUAAAGCCUUCACUGAACACAAGAUUCGUAAAUCCUACAUUGCCCUCUCCAUCGGACCAUCACCAAAUUGGAGCAAGAUCACUAUUAGGUCAGGUCAUGGACGAUCAAAACACGGAGCUUGGCGCGUUUACGCUGCCUUAGACGUUGGUAGAGUCUUACCGGGAGGAUCAUUUGUUCGAGAUAUGGAGACAACGUUCGAAGUUGUGUCGGUAAACGGAGAAAACCCCGAACAAUUCGAAGUUGAGUCUAUCAUUGUUGUCGAGGGGGAACCGGAAUUGAGAUGUGUUGGAGAUUGUGAUGUUGUUGUGGUUAGAGCGUUCCCUAAAAGCGGUAGGACGCAUCAGAUUAGGCUACAUUGUCAGUAUCUUGGGAUUCCGAUUAGAGGAGAUGUUAAGUAUCAUGGGAUGUAUGAGUGGAGAGGAAGAACAUUUGAGGGUCAUGAGCUUCAUGCUGAGAGUUUGUCGAUGGAUCAUCCGGUGACGGGCGAUCCUAUCGUUAUCCGAGCUCCUCUUCCGUGCUGGGCCGCCGGAGAUGGGAAAUGUGACGGUUGAUAGUUAGAUUUUGAAUGGUUAGUGUGAAGAUCCUUGUAAUGACCAGCUCUUGGAGUAAUUUUGUUUUGAUCUUGGUUUUACAUGAUUUCCGGAAUCUCCGCAUGAUAGGAUAGCUCAAGAUACAAAACACAGAAUUGAAAAAAUAUGUUCCUUCGAUGUGUAAGAAGGAAUAUUGUUUCCCAAAAUCCACUGACAAUUUUUAGUUCAAUGGGAAAAUUGUUUUUUUAACUUGUUUAUGCAGAAAUCUUUAAUAUCUCUAUGUUUGAUCAUUCAUGUGUUUAAAACAUGGAAAAGUAAAAGAUAC
Thlaspi arvense is the source of this 1365-nucleotide messenger RNA. NCBI's taxonomy places the organism in Eukaryota, Viridiplantae, Streptophyta, Magnoliopsida, Brassicales, Brassicaceae. The record is from the annotation of a GenBank genome assembly.